CAGAGGGGAGUAGAUUCUUCCAAGCCGAGCGCUCGUUGGAGCAGGUGCCGACUUACAUCGCUGUUUCAAAUCUGCUGGUGUCUAUGGAGCAGUGAGGCAGUCUGUUUCCUGUUUUGCAACACCUUGAUUCUCUCAAGCUCAUUACAGUGCUACGGCCAAAAUCUCCUGCAUGAAGAUGGUUCACCACUCGGGCUCUAUUCAGUCAUUUAAACAGCAGAAAGGCAUGAACACUAGCAAGAGUGAGAAUGUAAAAGAACCCCCUUUGAAACCUUCCAGAAGAUCCUUACCAUGCCUAGCCCAGAGCCAAACCCAUCCCCACAGUCUCAGCAAACACUCCUCGUUUCUUCAACCAAAUCAAGUGCAACCUCAACCUCAGCCAGUAAGUGCAGGUGCAUCAACCACCACAGUUGACGUUGUCUCAGAACGAGCUAAAGUGAUGGAAACCUUGGAAAGUAAUUUGCUAAAGUUAUCUAAUACAGAGUACAGUGACCCAUUCUUAGAUCUAGGAAGAGAGAAAGACAUAUAUACAGAUGAUUCAGAACAUGGGAAUUAUGAUUCUCGUACUGAUCAAUCUCUACUUAUUAAAAGUACACCUACAAGACAGAAGCCUGAACCUCGGUCAAAGACAUCAUUGAAGAAUAACAUGAGUGCCCUAGCAACAUCAGGUCUUUUCUUCAAGGAUGGCAAAAAGCGUAUUGAUUAUAUUUUAGUCUACAAAAAGUCCAGUCCACAAAUAGAGAAAAGAAGCACUUUUGAAAAGAAUCUUCGGGCUGAAGGACUAAUGUUAGAAAGAGAGCCAGCUGUUACAAACAAUGAUAUUAUGUUUGUUAAAAUUCACUGUCCUUGGGACACAUUGUGCAAAUAUGCUGAAAGAAUGAAUAUCAGGAUGCCUUUCAGGAAAAAAUGUUAUUACACUGACUGGAGGAGCAAAACCAUGGGCAGUUUGCAAAGGAAUAUGAGGGAAUUGAAGAGCUGGUUGCCCAGAAAUCCUAUGAAACUUGACAAAGAAGCACUUCCUGAUUUGGAAGAAACAGAUUGCUACACAGCACCCUUCAGUCGUGCACGCAUACAUCAUUUUACAAUAAACAACAAAGACAGCUUCUUCAGCAACUCCACCAGAAGUAGGAUAGUACACCAUAUGCUGCAAAGAACCAAGUAUGAAGACGGAAAAUCAAAAAUGGGCAUUACCAGAUUACUCAACAAUGGAACAUAUGAAGCUGCAUUUCCACCUCAUGAGGGGAGUCACAAGAGCAGACAUCCCAUCAAGACUCAUGGAGCACAAAAUCAUCGGCAUCUGUUAUAUGAACGGUGGGCACGAUGGGGAAUGUGGUACAAAUAUCAGCCUCUGGAUUUGAUUAGGAGAUAUUUUGGAGAGAAAAUCGGUCUUUAUUUCGCCUGGUUGGGAUGGUAUACCGGGAUGCUUAUACCUGCUGCUCUUGUGGGGUUGUUUGUUUUCCUUUAUGGUUUAUUUACCAUGGAUUCUAGCCAAGUAAGCAAAGAGAUCUGUGAGGCAAAUGAAACUGUCAUGUGUCCAAUGUGUGAGAAAAAUUGCACACUGCAAAAGCUCAAUGAAAGCUGCAUCUAUGCAAAGGUUACACACUUAUUUGACAAUGGAGGGACUGUCUUCUUUGCCAUUUUUAUGGCUAUAUGGGCUACCGUAUUCUUAGAGUUUUGGAAAAGACGAAGAGCAGUACUAACCUAUGAUUGGGACCUCAUAGACUGGGAAGAUGAAGAGGAAGAGCUUCGCCCCCAGUUUGAAGCAAAAUAUUCCGAAGUGGAGCGUGUAAAUCCUAUAACAGGAAAACCUGAACCAUUUCAACCCUUCCCUGAUAAACUUAGUCGGCUGAUGGUGUCUGUGUCAGGAAUAUUCUUCAUGAUUUCAUUAGUACUCACAGCAGUCUUCGCAGUUGUUGUCUACCGCCUGGUGGCUAUGGAGCAGUUUGCCUCUUUCCAGUGGUAUUUCAUUAAAAAAUAUUGGCAAUUUGCAACAUCAGGCACUGGAGUCUGUAUUAACUUCAUGAUCAUCAUGUCACUUAAUGUUGUGUAUGAAAAAGUUGCCUAUCUCCUAACAGAUUUAGAACAUCCUAGAACAGACUCGGAGUGGGAAAACAGUUUUGCCCUGAAAAUGUUUCUCUUCCAGUUUGUCAACUUAAACAGUUCAAUUUUCUACAUUGCUUUCUUCCUUGGAAGAUUUGCUGGACGCCCUGGAAAAUACAACAAACUUUUUAACAGAUGGAGAUUGGAAGAGUGUCAUCCUAGUGGCUGCUUGAUAGACCUCUGCUUGCAGAUGGGAGUUAUCAUGGUUUUAAAACAAAUGUGGAACAACUUUAUGGAGCUUGGCUAUCCGUUACUACAAAACUGGUGGUCACGGCGCAAGAUCAAGAAAGGAGGCCAGUUACUGGAGCAUAAAUUUUCUCUACCUCAAUGGGAAAAAGAUUGGAAUCUACAGCCCAUGAAUCUCCAUGGUCUGAUGGAUGAGUAUUUAGAGAUGGUUCUACAGUUUGGCUUUACUACUAUUUUUGUUGCUGCUUUCCCACUUGCACCUCUACUGGCAUUGCUUAACAAUAUCAUAGAAAUCAGGCUUGAUGCAUAUAAAUUUGUUACACAAUGGAGGCGGCCGAUGCCUGCAAGAGCAACAGAUAUAGGUAUUUGGUAUGGGAUCCUUGAAGGAAUAGGAGUCUUGGCUGUAAUCACCAAUGCUUUUGUUAUUGCCAUUACAUCAGACUACAUCCCACGUUUUGUAUAUGCAUAUAAAUAUGGACCCUGUGUUGAUCAAGGAUACAGACAGGAAAAAUGUUUGAGGGGAUAUGUCAAUAGCAGCUUAUCAAUAUUUGAUCUGAGUGAACUUGGUAUGGGAUAUUCAGGAUACUGCAGGUAUAGAGAUUACAGAGCACCCCCAUGGAGUUCAAAUCCUUAUGAGUUCACAUUACAGUUCUGGCAUGUUCUUGCUGCUCGUCUAGCUUUCAUUAUUGUAUUUGAGCACCUUGUUUUUGGAAUAAAAUCUUUCAUUGCCUACCUAAUCCCAGAUAUGCCCAAAGACUUGUGUGACAGAAUGAGAAGAGAGAAAUAUUUAGUUCAGGAAAUGAUGUAUGAGGCUGAACUGGAGCAUUUGCAGAGAGAACGGAAAAAGAAUGGGAAACAGUAUCACCACGAAUGGCCUUAAUGGAUAUGAAACAAAAAGGGAUUGCAGAACUGAGCACUCCCAGUGAAAACUGAAGGUGGGAUCUGGAAAAGUGACAAAGGAAUCAAAUCUUCUGUAUAUGCUGCUCUUGGGAAAUAUCAUUAUCAGGCUUUGCUGUCAACUGGAAAAGCUGUGUUACCAACAGACAAGGCAGAUAUGUACCAUUAAUGGUUAGUGCUAAAAAUGACAUAUUGUGGAAUGAAUUAUGGCUCAGCCAAAAUCACAGGAAGAGCUUAAUUUUCUGGACACCAAUCUAAUAAGGAGCUGAGAAGGGCAUCCAGAGCAUUUUAAAAAAUGGUUAUGCGUACAACUUCUAUUACAAGGGUAUGACUUUUUUAUUUUGAAAAAAAAAUGAUGUAACACAGCUUUUACUGGCUCAAAAUAAUUCAUAUUGCCUCUGGAUAAAAAUCAAGCAAGAGUAUUUGUUGCCUUUGUGGCCAUAACUUAAUGCUAUAUCACAGUCCUCGAGGCUUCCUGUUUUUGUCAGGUUUGUCCUGGUCUCUUGCUGAGAUUGUGGAUGUGGCUCUGCCCUUUGAAAGGGAAACAAGCCUGUUUGAUAUUUACUAUGCAGUUUGAUGUUUGCACAUUGCCUUUUGUCUCUUUGUCUUUAUAACUCAGUUAGGGGGAGAAAAACAGUUUUUUCUCAAAUCAAAGCAAAACUAGUUUCAUAAAGAGAUCAAAUAAAGGGAUCCAUAGAUCCUGUUCAAUAUGAGGAAGCUGACUUCUGCAGGUAGAGCAACCCUUGAUUUCAUGCAAGAAUCUUGUAUAGGGAAAAAGUAUAGGAUACCCAGAGAAUAUCACCCCAAGGCAGAAGCAUGUUUCACAUAACCAGCUGUCCAUGCAGCUUAUGGGCUGUGCAGCAUUUGCACAAUAGGAACUGCACAAGUGGUAUAUUUUCCCACCCAGCUUAGAGCCCUUUAGAUGCUGGCUUUUACCAUUGCACUGCUCUUGAUGCAGCACUCUUUGAGGAGGAAAAGAGCAACCUGACAUUUUCCAUUGCUAUUGAUAUUCAAUAUGCAAAGAGAAUCCAUCUCUUUGCACCUCUAAACUGAGCAGUCCUGUCCUGCAUGCUGGUGGAGCAUGCAGAAGUAUAACUGUGUGGCUACUAUUUCUCUCUCUGAACUCCCUGGAUUUUGUGUUUCACAUACACAGAAAUGUGAAGCUGAAAUAUCUCAUUGCAUUGCAAAUAAGAAGCAAGUUUUAUUAUUUGCUUUGUGCAAGAUCCUGUUUGGGUAGAAUCUAAAAUAUGACUUGCUCGCUUGCUCAGGGUAUAAAGACAGAGGUUCAGGACUUUGUUUAAAACAGUGUCCUCCUCAUGCAAAUCAAAGCAUGGAAAUGGGUUGUGUGGUGUUCAGUUAUGCCUUGUUAUUUUUUUUCUUUGAAUUCCUUCAAAAGAAAACUACACAGUCUUGUGGCGACUUUUACUUUGCUACUCACAUGCCUUUGUGAAGAACAAUGGUUCUUUAACACUGAAAUCAACACUUUCUUCAGGCUGCAGGGAUAGCAUAAUCCUUUGGGGGCUGAACCCUUCUGUUACUGACAAUUUCUGGUGGAAUGUGCAGGACAAAAAGAAGGGACGUUAAGACCAUGGAGUAGACCAUUGAAUAGGAUUUCUUCACAGAAGAGAAAGAAAUGGGAGAGCUGUUAAGGAGUUGAUGAUUGUAGUGGCUGGGUUUUCUGUGAUUUUGGAAGCCAAUGGGGCAACUCCAGAUGAAAGUUUAAAGACCACACUUAGGCCACAGGCUGUAUGUUUUGUACCCCUGCCUUAAUGGCUUUUAAGUCAUGCUUUCUUCUAGUAAUUAGUUACUAAUUGUGAUUCUUUUUUAUUGCUAUUUUUUUCAAAAUGGGGAAGAGAAGAAGAAUCAAACUUUUAAAAGGACAAGUGUGCGGGAUUCACUUGUACACAGGAGACCAAAAUGUUUCUCCUUUUCUUUUUGUAAGAAUUUCAGGUGUUGAAAUCUUUCUUAUUUAUAUUAACCAAAGUCAACUUAAGACAUUUUUGACUUGCCGAGAUUCAUAUCAUUAUAUUGAAAAAGCACAGCAAUGAUAUCAAACAUAUAUAUUUGCAUGAGCAUUGAAAUGAAUUCUAUAGAUUACAAAUGUGGGUUGUGGAUAUGGUAUUAUAGCACUUGCAGGGAAUAUACAACUUCUGUUUUCAUGAAGAACUGUAAGUGAUAUAAUGAUGAUGAAUAUACCAUUAUUUUAAUUCUGUGGAAAUUUUCUUAUUGUAUUUCUGUCAUAUAAUUGUUUUAAAUAAUGACAGUCUACCUUUCAACAUCAUAUGGAUAGACACUCCUAUCCAAUGGUUGUUUCUAUAAAUUGAAGCUAUUUUGUAUUUCCCCAUGUCCCUCCCUCAUGAUUUCCCUGUACAUUUCACUCAGGGGAGAAAAAUGGUGUACAUACACACGUGCACUUCAGUGCUGAUGCCCUCUACUGAAAUGAAUGGAAGACCCUACUUACACAGAAAACCUCUGGGUGCAUGAGAGUGCACACUGAGUUUUGAUCAGGAACAUAUAUUGUAAAGUACACCCUUUCUGUGUGUGCUGUAAAGCAUAACCUUUGUUACCUUUGUUUUGCUAUUGUUUUGUCUACCUAAAUACUGUUUGCCUUGGCUGGAUCCAAGCUUUAGAACUGAUGUAGCAUGCUGCCAACAUGUAAGAAUUUCACUAUGGCUUUGUUUGUCAACAUUUAAAAUGUUAAAAGUGGUUGCAGGUAAAUUUGUAUAAGAUGGCCACAUAAACAUGCUUACUAGAAAGUAAAUUCCAUUGCAUUCAUAGGGGCUUUAUUUUGAAUAAACAAGCUUAAAAUUGCACUAUUAACAAAGUCAAUAAUGGAUUAGCGCCUAUUAGGAUUGCAAUCCUAUGAACUUUUGCCAGAAAGCAAAUCCCAUUUGAAAGAGACCAUAUGAUGUAGUGGUUUAAUUGUGGGAGUAAGACUCUAAGAGACCAGAGGCCAAAGCCCUCUUCUGCUACAGAAACCCACUGGAUAGCCUUGGUAAGUCACACUCUCUCAGCCUUAGAGGACAGCUAUGAGAAACUUCCUCUGAAUAUAUCUUGCAUGAAAGCCCUAUAGUAAGUCUGAGUUGUCUUGAAGGUUCAACACAAUGAAGUCCCAUUGAACUCAAUAGGAAAUACUUCUGAGUACUUUUUUGGAUUGUACCGUAACUGUAAAACUGCUUUCUUUUAAAAUUCAUACACAGUUGUAAUCCAGGCCAAAAUACUAAAGCCACAUGCUUCUAGUGAUUCACAGUGAAUACAUAGAAAGUCUAGUGGCUUCAGUUUUGCAGGCUUCUAUUAACAUACUUUCCAUACUUCCAAAGCACAUGACAUUUUUAAAUAAAUAAAAUGCUUGCUUGUGCCCUUUCUUUAAGAAAAAGGAAUAUGCAUUAUUCACAUCAAAAGUUUGCUGAUAUAUAGCUAUUUGCUUUAGCUGGGAGAAAUGUUGUGCUAUGUUUGGUUUACUGUGGUUACAUUGAAUGCAAAUUAUCUUACAAAGACAUAUGGCACACUCUGUUCUCAGGAAAUAUGUAUUACAUGAAUGCUGGUUAAAUAUCUUUUUUGUAUUUCUGAAUACUUGUAUGUCCAUACAAUUACCAAUAUUAGUGGUAUGUGCAUGCAAGCUGCAUUUGUAGACCCUCCAAAGUUGCAGAGCUUCAGAACUAGCAUCCAAGCAAAAGAAGAAGAAGCUUUAGAUCAUUUUUGAUCUAGCCUCCAAUAAUUUUGGUCUAUGCAUGUUCUUUCAAACAGACUGCAUGAGCAGCUCCAGUCUGGCUUUCAAAAUACUACAGUUAAUUACUAGUCCAAAACAUCUUAAGUAUUACCAACUCAACUCGGUGUCUUGAUGCAAUCAAAAGGGACACUUGUUCCAGAAAUAAACAUUUGUUUACUA
Anolis sagrei ordinatus is the source of this 7069-nucleotide messenger RNA. It is a transcript of the gene ANO3, whose product is annotated as anoctamin 3. Gene Ontology annotation, biological process: chloride transmembrane transport. Gene Ontology annotation, molecular function: protein dimerization activity; chloride channel activity. NCBI's taxonomy places the organism in Eukaryota, Metazoa, Chordata, Lepidosauria, Squamata, Anolidae. The record is from RefSeq and is a predicted model, not a curated record. Gene Ontology annotation, cellular component: plasma membrane.